Molecule: messenger RNA, 5389 nt
Organism: Ficedula albicollis (Collared flycatcher)
Lineage: Eukaryota; Metazoa; Chordata; Aves; Passeriformes; Muscicapidae
Gene: PTPN14
Product: protein tyrosine phosphatase, non-receptor type 14
Exons: 19
Coding region: 227-3802 (1191 amino acids)
Biological process (GO): protein dephosphorylation; lymphangiogenesis
Cellular component (GO): cytoskeleton
Molecular function (GO): protein tyrosine phosphatase activity
Source: RefSeq, a predicted model, not a curated record
GUAGUAAGAAGUGGACUGUCAACACCCAUAGUUUACAGACCUUAUUACAAUACAACUGUCUGCAACCCACUCCUCAGCUGUCCUCGAGAACAGGAGUCCCUUGGAAUGGACAGGCAGCUGUGUUUCUGGAGGAGAGUAGUGCCAGCUGCAGGAGCCUUGCCGGCGGAGCGCUGAGAGCUGCGGGAAGAGCCGGGGCCGGGCAGGGCAGCCCCGCCGCCCUCCAGCCAUGCCUUUCGGGCUGAAACUGCGGCGGACCCGGCGCUACAACGUGCUGAGCAAGAACUGCUUCGUGACCAGGAUCCGCCUGCUGGACAGCAACGUGAUCGAGUGCACGCUGUCCGUGGAGAGCACGGGCCAGGAGUGCCUGGAGGCCGUGGCGCAGCGGCUGGAGCUCCGCGAGACUCACUACUUUGGCCUCUGGUUUCUCAGCAAGAGCCAGCAAGACCGCUGGGUUGAACUGGAAAAGCCUCUGAAGAAGCAGCUGGACAAAUUUGCCAAUGAGCCUUUGCUUUUCUUUGGGGUGAUGUUCUAUGUGCCCAGUGUUUCCCGACUGCAGCAGGAGGUAACAAGAUAUCAGUAUUACCUCCAGGUGAAGAAGGAUGUUCUUGAUGGGCGAUUGAUAUCCUCCUUCGAGCAGGGAAUCCGACUGGCUGGUCUGGCAGUGCAAGCGGAUUUUGGAGACUAUAAUCAGUUUGAAUCUCAUGACUUCCUCAGAGAAUAUGUCUUGUUUCCUAUGGAUUGGACCCAGGAUGAAGCUGUCCUGGAGGAGCUGACUCAAAAAGUUGCUCAGGAACACCGAACUCACAGUGGCAUUACAGCAGCAGAGGCUGAGCUAAUGUACAUCAAUGAAGUGGAACGUCUGGAUGGGUUUGGACAGGAAACUUUCCCUGUGAAGGAUAACCAUGGAAAUGACAUACACCUCGGUAUUUUCUUCAUGGGCAUCUUCAUAAAAAACAGAAUUGGAAGGACAACUGUGAUUUAUAGGUGGAAUGACAUUGGGAAUAUUGCUCAUAACAAGUCUUCAAUUGUUCUAGAGUUGAUCAACAAAGAAGAGAAUGUACUCUUUCACACAGAUGACCUUGAAAAUGCCAAAUAUAUUUCACGUCUGUUUGCAUCAAGACACAAGUUUUACAAGCAGAACAAAAUCUGCACAGAACAAUCAAAUUCUCCUCCCCCUAUCCGACGACGGCCAACCUGGAGUAGGUCAUCUUUGCCAAGACAACAUCCUUUUAUACUGCCUCCUAUGCAUGUCCAGUGUGGAGAACACUACACUGAAACACAUAAUUCACAAGAUAGCAUUUUCCAUGGAAAUGAAGAAACUUUCUACUGUAGGUCUCAGACCAGUUUGGAUAGGUGUCCAAUGGACUUCAGCUACUUGAACGGUAAUGGACCCAAUGGGAGUGUGUGCAGUGCCCACAGCAUGAACUCUCUCAAUCGCUCACAGAACUUCAUCCAGGCAUCUCCAAUGUCCUCAAAUCUGAGCAUCCCGGGAAGUGACAUCAUGAGGGCAGACUACAUCCCCAGCCACAGACACAGCGCAAUCAUCGUCCCGUCUUACAGGCCAACCCCCGAUUACGAAACUGUCAUGAGGCAGAUGAAGAGAGGGGUGAUCCAGAUGGAUAGCCAAAGUCAGUCUUUGAGGAACCUCAACAUUGGAAACACACACGCUUACAACCAGCCGGAAGACCUAGUUUACAGCCAGCCCGAGAUCCGAGAGCGGCACCCUUACACGGUCGCCUACGGGCCCCAGGGGGGCGGCUAUACCAAACCUGUGGCACCGUCCGAGCAAGUGAACCCCAGCAACGCUGCUCAGAGCAAGGCGGCAGCCAGCGCCAUCUCCCACACGGUCAGCACCCCAGAGCUGGCCAACAUGCAGCUGCAGAGCGGCCAGAGCUACAACGCCACCCACAUGCUCAAGAACUACCUGUUCAGACCGCCGCCUCCCUACCCGCGCCCGCGGCCGGCCACCAGCACGCCCGACCUGGCCAGCCACCGGCACAGGUACGUCAGCGGCAGCAGCCCCGACCUGGUGACCCGCAAGGUGCAGCUCUCGGUGAAGACCUUCCAGGAGGACAGCUCGCCCGUGGUGCGCCAGUCGCUGCAGGAGGUCAGUGAGCCCCUGGUGGCCGUCAAGCACCACGCGGCCGUCAACAAGCGCCACAGCCUGGAGGUCAUCAGCAGCAUGGUGCGCGGCAUCGAGGCCAUGGCCUUGAAGACGCUGAACGCCCCCCUGCCGCGCAGGAACACGCUGAGGGAGCAGCUGCAGCCCGAGGAGGCCGCUCAGAUGGGCCACGAGGUGCAGCAAGUGCCUCAUUACCACCACAAAAAGACGUUUUCUGACGCCACAAUGCUGAUACACAGCAGCGAGAGCGAAGAGGAAGAGGAGACGCAAGAAUCCGUGUCCCGGAUAGCAGCCCUCCAUGAGAACAUGGAGUACAGCGCUCAGCUGCAGGCUGCCUUGGCUAGGAUACCAAAUAAACCUCCUCCCGAGUACCCUGGGCCUCGAAAAAGUGUCAGCAAUGGAGCACUGAGGCAGGACCCCAUCAGCAUCUCCGUGGCUGUAGCCAGGGCCAAGGCCAUGAGGCCGGGGCCUUCCAAAGCCAUCAGUGUCUCCCGAACUGAUCAAGUGGCCAUAAAUGGGUCUUCGCUGGGGCCCUCUAUCUCGGAGCCUGACCUCACCAGUGUGAAGGAGAGGGUCAAGAAAGAACCAGUCAAGGAAAGGCCUGUGUCUGAAAUGUUUUCUAUUGAGGACAGCAUUAUAGAGAGAGAGAUCAUGAUGAGGAAUCUAGAAAAGCAGAAGAUGGCAGGCCUGGAGGCCCAGAAGAGGCCCUUGAUGUUGGCAGCACUGAACGGACUCUCGGUUGCUAGGGUUCCAGUGCCGGAGGACAGCCAGGAUGAAGUCACCAAGGUGCCAAUGGAUGAGAGGUGCAAAAUCUUGAGGAGGAAGCUGGAGGAGGGGAUGGUGUUUACAGAAUACGAGCAGAUUCCAAAGAAAAAGGCAGAUGGGAUCUUCACCACUGCUGCCCUGCCUGAAAACACGGAGCGCAACCGCAUCAGGGAGGUCGUUCCUUACGAGGAGAACCGAGUGGAGCUGGUGCCGACCAAAGAAAACAAUACAGGCUACAUCAACGCUUCACACAUCAGGGUGACUGUAGGUGGAGAGGAGUGGCACUACAUUGCUACCCAAGGGCCCCUGCCACACACAUGCCAUGACUUCUGGCAGAUGGUGUGGGAACAGGGGGUGAAUGUUAUAGCCAUGGUCACAGCUGAAGAGGAGGGAGGAAGAAGUAAGAGCCAUCGUUACUGGCCUAAACUGGGCUCUAAGCACAGCUCAGCCACUUACGGGAAGUUCAAGGUGACCACCAAGUUCCGCACAGACUCUGGCUGCUUUGCAACUACUGGUCUGAAGGUCAAGCACCUUCUCUCAGGACAAGAGAGGACAGUGUGGCAUUUGCAGUACACUGACUGGCCAGACCAUGGGUGUCCAGAAGAAGUCCAAGGCUUUUUAUCUUACUUGGAGGAGAUCCAGUCGGUGCGCCGGCACACCAACAGCGUGCUGGACAGCAGCAACACCUGCAACCCUCCCAUCGUGGUGCACUGCAGCGCAGGCGUGGGCAGGACGGGGGUGGUGAUCCUCACAGAGCUCAUGAUCGGCUGCUUGGAGCAUAAUGAGAAAAUGGACGUUCCUGUGAUGCUGAGACACCUGCGGGAGCAGAGAGUGUUUAUGAUCCAGACCAUAGCCCAGUACAAAUUUGUCUACCAAGUGCUCAUACAAUUCCUGCAAAACUCGAGACUUAUUUAAUCUUUUCAAACAUCCCAGACCCAGCCUCGUGGAUCUGAUUGAAACUUACUGAUGAACAAGGGGAACUGCCUUGACAACACUGUGUGCAUAUAUUGCACUUUUUAAAGUUGUCUUGAAAGUAAGGAAUUACUUUCAAUGGUUCUUUACUAGUCUCCCGUGGAUUAUUUUAUACAAGAUAUAAUUUAUUUUUCUUGGAAUAACUUUUGAAUUACUUUAAUAACUUGUAAAACUUACAAUGACCUUCAAAGUGAACCACAUUUGACAUGACUGGUCUGCAUUGUAAUGUGUCUAUAAGGAAAACAAUCCUUUGUCAAGGUAGCUUGCUGGCUUUUAUUUUGCUACACAGCUUCUGCAACCUACAGUUAUUUGGCAGUGGGCUUUUUCUCACGUGAGGACGUUCUGGACCCAGAAUGUGGCUUCCCUGGUAAAAACAAGACCUGCUAGAAGUCAGCUACAGCUCUGUGUGAGUGGAAGCUGAGGGUGCACAGCACAGAGACCUGAGCUUCUGCACGUGCAGCCAGACAUGUUACAGAGGGCACAAGCACAGGACAUUGUGAGGACAGAGAGUUUUGGGUGCUAAACUGUUCAAAUUCCACAAGAAUUACCAUUUUAGAUUAGUCCUUGAAAAAAAAUCAAUAUUGUAUCUUUUUCAGGAGGCCUUUUGCUGCUGUGUGCAAGCCUUGAAGGGAUUAAUGAGAUGCAAUGUAGGGUGAAGUACAGUAACCUACAACAGGCUGAAGUCAGUGAAUGACUCUUUCCAAUAACUCUGGAGGUCUGAGAGUUGAACAGCAGAGGAUUUUCGACCAAAUGUAUCUGGAAAAAAAUCCAAAUCAAGCACCUUCUCAUGAAUUACACUGAAAGUAUUAAUGCCUUGAGGCUCACCCUGUGUAGAAAAAGAACCUCAUUGAAAUCAGGCAUCUCCAGUUGCCUUGGUCUUCGCGUGUGAACUAUUGUUGGAUGGUUAGAGAAAGAAUCAGGCUAGAGAGGGGCCUUGCAGGUCUCUGGGCUCAGCCCCACUCACCCCACUGCUGACUUUAAACUUGGAUAGGCUUCUCCAGGGUCACAUCCAGUUUCAGAAUUCUCAAGGGUGAACAUUCACAGCCUCUCAGGGCAUGUGAUGCAAUGCAGUUACUUUGUCAUGAUGAAAUCACCUUUCUCGGUAUCCCUUCCCCAGAUACUUUUAAUAUUUUAAUCCUACUGUUGCUUUUCUAUUGCAUCCCCAUGUCCAAACCCUCAAUAUGCAAAGGCCCAAGCCUACAAGCACUCUUAAUUUCAGCACUAAGGGGACUAAAAUUAGGUUCUAAACUAAGGUUCUGUACCAGAAUGUUUCUUGACUGUGUUUAAAACUGCACUGUUGAUUUGGUGCUCUGCAAUACAGGCUUAACAUGAUGACAGAGUUUCUGGUGAAGACUUGUAGUCACCAAAAAAUGGAGAGCAAUUGUUUCACUGUAAUAUCUUAAUCAUGUUCUUUUUAGGGAUCAGUUGAGUUUUCAGUCAACUUCAGUUUUCCUCUAAUUUUUUCUGCCAGUGCCAACAUAUCUCUUGUUAAAUUAGCAGCAACCAUUUAAAGUCUUUUCAGCAGCAUCU